UGGGCGGUUACAAAUGGUAUCNCUGAUCACGUCGUCCUUGAUCUUUUCCUGGAAACAUUAAGGGCUGGAAAGUUAAACGAGAGGGUUUUAAAGUUGUUCGUGGCAACUGGAAAAGAUGAAGUUCUUUCGCUCAUCGAGGCAUUCAAUAUCCAGCAAAUUGUCACCCCUGUUCUUCCUACCAGGUGUUCAGAAAAAUUCUAGGAUUCAGUGAUAAAACUUCUGCUGGUUCUUUUAAGGAGACUUGCCAAUCUUUUCUUAUCUUUUUUUAAUUAUUAUCACAAAUCAUUGUUUUUAUUUUCUUGAGAAGUUUUAAAGAUGUCCCAGCUUAAUAUUAUGGAUAGCGAGGUCGACAUUGUGGUCGGAGCGCUCCACUCUGAUCUGACUUCAUUUAUGAAUGAAUGGAAGCCUAUUUUCUCCCAAUACCA
This is a messenger RNA of Cucurbita pepo subsp. pepo (vegetable marrow), 425 nucleotides long. Its product is annotated as UDP-arabinopyranose mutase. The record is from RefSeq and is a predicted model, not a curated record. NCBI's taxonomy places the organism in Eukaryota, Viridiplantae, Streptophyta, Magnoliopsida, Cucurbitales, Cucurbitaceae.